Molecule: messenger RNA, 2043 nt
Organism: Drechmeria coniospora
Lineage: Eukaryota; Fungi; Ascomycota; Sordariomycetes; Hypocreales; Ophiocordycipitaceae
Exons: 2
Coding region: 1-2043 (680 amino acids)
Biological process (GO): protein phosphorylation
Molecular function (GO): ATP binding; protein kinase activity
Source: RefSeq, a predicted model, not a curated record
AUGGACCCAAUCUCCAUCGCCGGCUUGUCCCUCGGAGUUGCCUCCCUCGGCCUGCAAGUCUACACCGGCUGCAUCCAAGGCAAAUCAGUCUCCUUCCCCUCCCUUCCUCCCUCCCUCCCUCCCUCCCUCUCUCCCUCGAUGUCCCCCAUCCCCUCUCCAGUCUCGGCCCGAGCUCGCCUCGCCGCUCUGGCACGGAGGCGAGUGCUCCUCAUCACCGCCCUGGGCUACGAAAAUGACUGCAGGUAUCUCAACCUGCGCCUGCGCAUGGAGCAGCAGCGCCUCUUUGCCUGGAGCGAAACGUCGGGCCUGCUUGAUUUCGACGGUGAAAACUACGAUAGGAUACUAAACUCCAACGUCUUUCACUUUCACCGUCAGACCGUUCUCGAUCUUCUCGUCCAGAUCCAGUGUCUCUUUGACGAGUUCACCUCCUACCAUCGCACCCACAACAACCUCAGGCCGAUCCGUGACGAAGAUGGUAUCCUGGCCACGCCCGAGGUCGACGCCAAGUUGGCCAACUUCCCCUUGUCGGCGAGGAAGAAAAACUUUAUCAAAAAGGCCAUGGCCGGUCUAAAGUUCAAGUCGCAGGAGGGUUGGGUCCGACUCCGCUGGGCUUCCUUGGACAAGCCCGCCUUUGAGACGCUGCUGGCCAAGUUUUCCAUGCUCAACGAUGGCAUGACCAACAUCCUAGACCACUCGUUGCAGGUGGAGAUUCGAAACAGCGUCCAGGAUACGAAUCGGGGCGUUCUUCUACUGCACCACAAGAUUGCCGACCUCAGCUGUCUCGUGCUGGCCCUCAAGUCCCAGCUCGACGUCGGCGGUCAGCUCGCGGCGACGCCCAUGUCCAAGCUGGAGCGCCAGGCGAGCGUCAACGAACUCACGCAGCUAUCCAAGUUGGCCAAGUUCAAAGCCUUCAGCGAGACGGUAUACCCUACGUCGGGCCGCUUGACCGACGUUGACGUGGCGGCGGUGAAAUUCCUCGAGCUGGCCAACCCCACGGAGCGGCGAAGCCUCCAGAUGCCCCGGUAUCUGAUCGAAUUGGACCCAGAGGCGGAUGACUGGGAGGUGACCCGGUGCGAAGCGCUCCUGAAGACGCCCGAGGGGAAGAAGAAGGUUUGGAUCGAAUGGAAAGACUACGAUGGUGCUGGUCUGCAGCCGCACUCGCUGUCCAAGAAAGACAUCGUCGACCGGGUUCGGAAGCUCGCCUCGCUGCUUCACCAUGGCCCCAAACCAGAGGCUUUUCGCACGCCUCACUGCGUCGGCUUCUUCGACAAGGCGAACCCCGACAUCUCGCCGGACGAGGUGGAGAUCCUCGACCGACGGCUCGGCCUCGUCUUUGAGCGUCCCGACGACGACCGGCUGCACGCAUCCCUCCCGCCGGUCAGCCUCCACCAUCUCCUCCGGGACGGCGCCGUCCGCAAGCCGCGGGUCACGGAGCGCAUCAAGCUCGCCCACUCCCUCGGCAGCUGCGUCCUCUACCUGCAUGCCGUCAACUGGCUUCACAAGGGCCUGCGCAGCCACAACGUGCUCUUCUUCCGCACGCGCGACGGCCACGUCGACUACCGACAGCCUUGCCUCUCCGGCUUCGACUUUUCGCGACCGUGCGGAUCCGAUGAAAUGACGGAUGCGCCGGGCGACGAUCUUGAGCACGACCUCUACCGCCAUCCCCUCGCCCAGACGGACCGGCGACGGGAGCGCGAGCGGUCCAAGAAGAGCUUCGACGUGUACAGCCUCGGCGUCAUCUUUGUCGAGUUGGCACACUGGAAGACGAUCGACGGCGUGCUGGAUAUUGACAUGAGGCGGGCGAGGGGUGGAGGGGAUGUGGUGGGCAAGGUAAGGGAGCGUUUGCUCGAGGAAACAAUGGUCGCCGACAUCGGCGGCGAGAUGGGGGAACAGUUUGAGGAGGCCACGAGGGUUUGUCUGGAAGGCGGCAAGAAGCUGGGCUUGGAGGAAAACGACGAUGAGACGAACGACGAGGUCGCGGAGCGGCUGUCGGUUCGCUAUUACGAAGACGUCGUCAAGAAACUUGGCGCCAUUUCGGUAUGA